UUGGACAGGCAUGUUGUUGAAUUGUCCAAUGACAAAGGCAACAACAGUUUCCUUGGUUACAAAUGUUGUCAACCGGGAAGCGUCGAGAAGAUGACACAGCGAUGAGCGGGAGAGAUAUCCGAGCUUUCAUAACCAACCACCGAGCUGAUGAUUUAGAAAAGCUGACCCUGCGCUUGAAGGAUGGACUGGGAAGCUCAAAGUAUAAACCUGUUCAAUACGAACAGCUGCAGGCUAUGCUGGAGGCCAAACGAAUUGCAUCACAGCACAUUGAGGAUAAGGUGAGGAAGACUCAGCAGGCGGCCAAGGAGAGCAGAGAGAGCUGCCUACUCUGCCAGCACAGACCGGUGUGGGCCAGAGAGCACCAGCGACUGGCCAGAGCAGAAGAGAAGGCAGAAUUAGAUCUUCAGAGAUUUCUUGAACAUCGGGGAAGACAGGACGACGGAGACGGCGAACCUGACGGGGGCGUGAUUGCCGAGAUGUUGGGUGAAGACCUGCUCUUACAGGCAGACAGAGACUCGUUCCGGUUGGCCACUGUGGAGCCAGUGUGGCAGCUGAAAGAGGACCUCCAGUACCGCCUGGACAGAAUACACGUGACCGCCCCCCACCACAGUGAGUGGGAGCAAAUCCUCCAGCAGGUGCACUUUGUGAGGGAGCAGCAGGAGGCUGUGGAGGAUAAGCUCCAUGCUGAAUUCCUUGCGCUGGAGCAGGACCUGGCUUCUCUUGGCACUGAGGAGGUGCUCAGCAAGGGGCCCGACGCCGCGGCCGAUCUCCAGGAGGUCCCAAAGGAGAUCCUGACUUCCGAGUGUCCCGACCCGGAGCUCAGCGCCUCGCUGAUCCGCGCUUUCGGCGCGCUGUCACAGAAGUACCGGGAGAGACUGCAGAGCGUGGAUCAGAGGCUGGAGGGGUUGGACCGGCACUGUGGCUGGCCACCAGAGGAUCACCUGCGUUUCCAGCUGACCGUGGGCCAGUACUCCCCGGAGCUGAGGAACCACCGGCACCUCUGCAUGGACAUGCUGCAAAGGCUCUACCCCCACAUGUGCAGGCAAGAGCUGAACGAGCACCAGCGGCGCUGGGACUGGUACCGCUUCGCGCUGGCCCAGAAGAGAGCCGUGGUGGAGGGCUGGCGGCGGGAUCGGGCCGAGCUGCUCCUGCGGGCACUGCAGACGCUGGAGGAGGCCCGGCUGCAGCACCGGCAGCAGCGCGCCCUGCAGGACGAUCGCAGACUCCAGCAGCACGUCUGCAGCCAGCUCAGAGCCGAGCUGCAGCAGUGGCGAGCCUAUCAGGAGGAGGUGGCUCAGCUGGAGGCAGCCAUAGCAGAGCGGAGGCGCGAGGAGGAGGAGGAGAGGCUGAGGAGACAGCAGGAGCAGGAGUCGGCCAAGAGGACACGGCAGAAGGAGCAGGUGAAGCAGUUCUACGCGGAGCUGAGCCGGAGGAGGGAGGUGGUGCAGCGGAGGGACGAGGAGAGGCUGCGCGUGCUCAGGAGCGCUAUGGAGGAGCAGGCCAGGAGAGACCGGGAGAGGGUGCAGUUUCGCGGAGAGCUGCUGGAGCAGCGCAGAGAGGACAAGGAGGCGCAGGCUCUGCAGAAACUCAAGGAAGAGGAGGAGAGAGAGGAGCGGCUACAAGCCCUGCGCAACCAGGUGGCUGUAGUGGCUGAUCCUGACCCAGAGAGGAUGAUGGGAGAUACAAAGGCUUCAAAGAGGCGACAGCAACUAGCAGAUGAAGAGUUUGUGCUCCAAAGACCCCUCUACUACCUGAACACUUACACGGAUACACAGAUUGUGUCUGAUCCCAGAGUGAGGAUCGAACAGGCCCUCCGCCAAGCAGGCCUGCACAGCACGCCCUACGCCAAGGAGCUCUUAUCCACAGUCCAGCCCCCGAGACCACCAAGACGGGACACGCAGUCCACAGCCUUCAAAUCCUGACAUUAGUAUCCACCCACACAUAUACGCACAGACGUACACAGACCACCAAAUGCGCCUGCACACACAGACACGCUCAUAAACACACACACACGCACACGCACACACACACACAUGUGCACACAUGUACACAUAAACACACAGAUCAUAAUCUGAAUGUUCUCUGCCGCAACCCCUGUGAUGACCUCAGUUCUGAAACAUCUAGACGGCUGACUUGUUAAUGAUUCACAUAGGCACAGGAACAAAACUAACAACAUGACUAUGAGCAUUUUUCAACCCACAGUCCUAGGGUGGAACUGUCUAGAAAUAAUUGAACAAAAGAU
Alosa sapidissima (American shad) is the source of this 2242-nucleotide messenger RNA. Its product is annotated as coiled-coil domain-containing protein 148-like. NCBI's taxonomy places the organism in Eukaryota, Metazoa, Chordata, Actinopteri, Clupeiformes, Clupeidae. The record is from RefSeq and is a predicted model, not a curated record.